Messenger RNA from Anopheles funestus (African malaria mosquito), 3808 nucleotides. RefSeq names its product arf-GAP with dual PH domain-containing protein 1-like. Gene Ontology annotation, cellular component: plasma membrane; intracellular membrane-bounded organelle. The transcript is spliced from 4 exons. Gene Ontology annotation, biological process: positive regulation of GTPase activity. Bases 626 to 1777 code for a protein of 383 amino acids. NCBI's taxonomy places the organism in Eukaryota, Metazoa, Arthropoda, Insecta, Diptera, Culicidae. Gene Ontology annotation, molecular function: GTPase activator activity; phosphatidylinositol bisphosphate binding. The record is from RefSeq and is a predicted model, not a curated record.
CGUCAACCGCUUUAGCUGUCAAACCAUCACGAAAAGGGCCGGACCUGAUCAAACCUUCAUUCAGUUGCUUAUUUUGCAGCAGAAAAUGCGCGUAAAUAAUACAUCUCGCUAUAUUUGUGCAAUUAUCCACUGAAUCUAAGCACUGGCAGAAGUGAAAUCAACUAUCGAGUGCAUCUUUGGCAGAGUAACAUUAAUUAGCGAAAAGAACAACCACCCGAAGAUGGUCAGAAAAUGGUGGUGCCGCAUCAGGUUGGUCGCCCGUGAAGAAUUUGUUAUUGUGCACAAUCAACUCCCUCCACUACUGGGCAGAUAGUGCGUCGUCGUUGAUUCGUCAAAAAAAAAGUUGGAAUUUCCAGCCCUGUUACGAAGAAGUGUGAAAAGCGAAUUGGGCCGUACGUUGUGAAGAAGAAAUUGAAGUAAAGUAGCAAUAAAACCGAGGCUUAUAGCAAACCGCACGCAGGAAACACUCCACAAGUUAGUGUCUGUCGGUCGCCGUCGUCGUGGUCGUCGUUGCAGCAAGUGCACGUAGUGUGUGGUGUGUGGAUGAUUGUUUUUAAUUUAGCAACACGACACAACAACUCCUCGCAACCGGGGUGGCACCCAGUAGCAAUCGUCACCAGCAGCCAUGGCUGACCAGAACGAGAAAAUUCUUCACCGUCUGCUGCAGCAGGACGGGAACAGCAUCUGUGCGGAUUGUGAUUCGAAAAAUCUAGAAUGGGCCUCGUACAACAUCGGAAUCUUCCUGUGCACCCGGUGCUGUGCGGUCCAUCGCAGCAUGGGCGCACACAUAUCGAAAGUGAAGCAUCUCAAGCUGGACAAGUGGGAGGACAGCCAAAUCCAGCGCAUGAUCGAGGUCGGCAACAAGGCGGCGAGACUGAAAUACGAGAAUCGAGUACCUGCAUGCUACCGAAGACCGAAAGAAAAUGAUCCACAAGUGCUGAUCGAACAGUGGAUAAGGGCCAAAUAUGAACGGUUGGAAUUUUGCAUGAUCGAACGGCCGAGCUACACAUCCGGCCGGAUGGAAGGAUUCCUAAUGAAGCGCGGCAAAGAGGAUAGCCGCUACCAGCCGCGCAAAUUCGUACUGUCCGGGCUGCAGGACACGUUACGUUACUACGUGAAGGAAAAGCGCGAACCAAAGGCCGUUCUGCGAAUAUCGGAACUGAACGUGGUAUACGCACCGUCCAAAAUUGGCAACCCAAACUCGCUGCAGCUAACGUUCAUGAAAGAGGGCACCACGCGUCACAUUUACGUUUAUCACGACGAUCCGGAAGUCAUCAACAAUUGGUACAUGGCGAUACGAUGCGCCAAGCUACACCGUCUCCAGAUCGCAUUCCCGAGCGCAUCCGAAAGCGAUCUCGUCGACCUGCUGACGCACGAUUUUACGCGGGAAGGUUGGCUGCUGAAAACGGGCCCACGAGCAACCGAUAGUUACAAACGGCGCUGGUUUACGCUUGACGACCGGAAGCUAAUGUACCACGACGAUCAGCUCGAUGCACACCCGAAAGGGGAAAUCUUUCUCGGCAACCAGCUCGACGGUUAUAGCGUCCGAAUCGGGGCGCCACCCGGUGCCAAAGAUCAAGGUUUCAGCUUUACGCUGUUCACACCGGAACGGGUGUACAAUAUGUCGUCCCACAGUGAGCAAGAUCGGGACGAAUGGAUUACCGCGAUACAGACCGUGCUGGAACGACCGCUCAGUCCGCAGGACAACUCAAUAUCUGCUCGACUAAUACGCAAGCGUGGUGGCACCAACCCAAAGAGUAUCUUUACGGGUAGGUAAUAUAGCGUACAAAAUCCCUCGUCCACUCGUCCCACGAGCUGCUGCUAUUAUGCGAUGCAACGCGAUCAGUGCGUAAGCAUGUGCUUUCUUAUCGUUUUUGCGCUCGCUCUCCGCUUCGUAAUGAUUGGACAAACAAAUACCAUCACUGUGGUAGGGCAUUGUAACUCAACAAAGUCAUAACAUUUUAUUCUUCAGCCUGAUUGAGGCGGGCAAAACGGAAUGGGUGUAGAAACAGAGCUCAAACUCUAAAAAGAAAAUACGUAGAUUAUUACACGCACCCACUUUUUAAUAGAUGGAAAAGAAAAUCAGCGUAAUGAGCUGGUGGUAAGCGGUAAUAAUUCUCCAUUUUUACUCUCAGUUUUAGACAUUAGCUGCAGCACAAUUCAAUUAUUUGCCUGUCCUCCUGUUUACAAACGGGAAUAUCCUCUGGAUGGUAUUUAUUUUCAUAAUGUAUUUUCGUUAGCUUUGUGAAAUGGGAUCCUACACUAAAGAUAAGUGCAAGAAGACGUUAAUUAUAGAAGAAUACAUACGAUGUCAGCCUCUCCCACUCCCACAUACGGGCGCAUAGACUAGUUGAGCGCGAAAUAUCGAUCUAUUUAUUGACGGACACGGAGUUUACCUAAGGUACCGAGAAGCGCAACAAGCAGAUACAAGAGGUCGCUGGGAAAUACUCGGGCAAAUGUAAUAAUUUACAAUGUUUUUGAAAAAAAAGAACUAGCAGGAAAGAAUCGGAGGCGCAGAUGUGUGGGAAUUUAUUUUGCACAUUCGCAUUCUAUUCCCGCAGUGGAUGGUCCAGCAACAAACAAUGCUGGAGGAUAUUUUUUCGUCUUUCUGUUUAUUAUUUCCUUUCUGCUUAAAGCGCACAGAUGCACAAAAUUAAUCGUACUAUUAAUUGAAAAGGCACGCAUUUUUGAUGCAACACAUUAGAGCAAGAACAAAUAAUAUAGCAAAGUCGCGCAUUGUUGUGGAUAGCACAAGGCACUGUUUCGUUUCUGUUUAGAUAAAAGCGGUAAGCUUCGGCACAUAAUGGAUGAUAACGAUAUUAUGGAGAACGAAACGAAAUUUAUUGAAGGGCGAACAUUUGUAACUAAACAGCAUAAAUAAGUUAAUAACAUAAUUUCUACUCUCUACCACACAAGAGGGAAUCAAAUUUAGAAGUACAUUUUGCUUACAAGUUUUUGUAAGCGCAUUAGAUAGGCAAAACAUUAAAAUUGAUCUAAACUCGUGGUGCAUUUGAAGUUUGUUGAGCGGAAUCGGUGCUAUGCCAGGUCCGUAACACAAAACAAUCACUACGCAAAGCAGCGAAGGAGAAGGUGUAACAUGCUGUUGAAAUAACUGCAAUACCACGUGGGCAUCGGAAGCAACUAGCCAAACGUGAUUGCGUACGUAGUUUUAUAUCGCUGGCACUAUACUACCACGUGGUUCCUAGCCUCCGAGGGGUGGCGCAAAUAGCUCUCAGCAGGGACAGUUGCAGAUAAACUGCCGUUAACGUUCAGUGUUCAGCGCCGGUUUAAGCGUGUUUUUCUUUUCAUUUUUGUAAUACGAUGUUUCAUCACAUACACAACAACUCCAGAAACUCUGCUCAAACUCUUUGUUUUAUUGACGAAGAAGUGUAAAAACCAACCAUAAUAAGAAGAACAAGGGAUGUAACGACCAAAAAGGCGUGUCCUGUCGGACACGGUUGAUGCAUCGAAACGAAACGAAAUGCAACAAUGAAAUCAAUACUGCCCUCAUAUAUGCAAUUCGCACACAACCACAUGAUUUCGGGUCGUGCGGAAUCCAACAAUCGUAAUGUAUGUAUGUAUGUAAGUGAGAGAGAAUAUUUGGAGACACGAGUAAAAACAAAAACUACAAUAAUCUGCCAAAAAUAGCUAAAUAUUAGGAAAGUCGUACAGGGUUACGAACGAACGAUUCGUGAGACGAUACAGAAUGUCUUUAGACGAUACGGACGCUGGAGACUGUGGACAGCAACGAGAGUAAUAAAAAUAAAUCUUCUACUUUGAAAUACACGAAACGACACGGGAUAACGAA